CCGCGCCCGCCCGCGCCCCCGGCCGAGCGAUGCUGCUGCUGGCGGCCGCCUUCCUCGUGGCGUUCGUGCUGCUGCUCUACAUGGUGUCUCCGCUCAUCAGCCCCAAGCCGCUGGCGCUGCCCGGGGCGCAUGUGGUGGUCACGGGUGGCUCGAGUGGGAUUGGAAAGUGCAUCGCGAUCGAGUGCUACAAGCAAGGCGCCUUCAUCACGCUGGUGGCGCGGAAUGAGGACAAGCUGCUCCAAGCAAAGAAAGAGAUUGAAAAGCACUCUAUUAAUAAUAAACAGGUGGUGCUUUGUAUCUCAGUUGAUGUAUCGCAAGACUAUAACCAAGUGGAGAAUGUCAUAAAGCAAGCACAGGAGAAACUGGGCCCAGUGGACAUGCUUGUAAAUUGUGCCGGGAUCGCCCUGGCAGGAAAAUUUGAAGACCUUGAAGUUGGUACUUUUGAAAGGCUGAUCAGCGUCAACUAUCUAGGCAGCGUGUACCCGAGCCGCGCCGUCAUCGCCACCAUGAAGGAGCGCCGCGUGGGCAGGAUCGUCUUCGUGGCCUCGCAGGCUGGGCAGCUGGGCCUGUUCGGCUACACGGCCUACUCGCCCUCCAAGUUUGCACUCCGCGGAUUGGCAGAGGCCUUGCAGAUGGAGGUGAAGCCCUACAAUGUCUACAUCACAGUUGCCUAUCCGCCCGACACAGACACGCCCGGCUUUGUGGAAGAGAACAAAACCAAGCCCCUGGAGACUCGUCUCAUCUCAGAGACCACAUCUGUGUGCAAACCGGAGCAGGUGGCCAAACAGAUCGUGAAAGACGCCAUCCAAGGAAAUUUCACCAGUUCCAUCGGCUCCGACGGCUACAUGCUGUCGGCCCUCACCUGCGGGAUGGCUCCCGUCACGUCCAUCACCGAAGGGCUCCAGCAGGUGGUCACGAUGGGCCUGUUCCGAACCAUCGCCCUGUUCUACCUGGGAAGCUUCGACAGCAUCGUCCGGCGGUGCAUGGUGCAGAGAACGAAGUCACAGAUCACGGACAAAACGGCCUAACCCUCACCCUUUGCGCAACCGAGACUUUCUCGAGAAUUUGAACAGUUUGCUGCUGAGCGGGGAACGUGUUUGGCCUCCAGACCCCAAUGCGUUAUUUGGAACGUGUGAGGGCGGAGCUGGGCUCUGCGGAAGCCUGGCCGUCGGAGGGGCUGGAGUCGCGGCUCCAGGCCACAUUAAUACUAUGCAAGUUUGCCCGGAGAACCUUCCAGGCUCCGGCGGAGGCGAGGUGGAAAGGACGGGGCGCGGGGACUCCUGGGCAGGGAGCGGCCUUCAGAGGGAUCCUUUCAUUUGUUUUUGUUUUUUUUUCUCUGUGCUCUUGGGUUUUGUUUGUUUGUUUGUUUGUUUGUUUCUCCCUUAGAGAUCCAGGCCAGAAAUGUAUUCUAUGACUCAGCAGAGAUUUGUGAGGUCUUUUUAAGAGUUUUUUCACCACUCUUCCCCUCCCUCCUCCCCCUCCACCCAUGAAAGGUAGUUGUGGGGUUUCUGGACCCUUCUUUCUUUUGAAUUUAGUGUGUUUCCUCCCAGAGGAGUGUUCCACAGUGCCCCCUGUGCCCUUGGCUGCCGGGCCCCAUCCAGGCUU
Molecule: messenger RNA, 1605 nt
Organism: Sorex fumeus (smoky shrew)
Lineage: Eukaryota; Metazoa; Chordata; Mammalia; Eulipotyphla; Soricidae
Gene: KDSR
Product: 3-ketodihydrosphingosine reductase
Exons: 10
Coding region: 30-1028 (332 amino acids)
Biological process (GO): sphingolipid biosynthetic process
Cellular component (GO): endoplasmic reticulum membrane
Molecular function (GO): 3-dehydrosphinganine reductase activity
Source: RefSeq, a predicted model, not a curated record